Molecule: messenger RNA, 2426 nt
Organism: Physcomitrium patens
Lineage: Eukaryota; Viridiplantae; Streptophyta; Bryopsida; Funariales; Funariaceae
Source: RefSeq, a predicted model, not a curated record
CCCGACGCCGAUUCUUCACGGAACUGUUCUCCAUGCUUGUUGGCGUCGGGCUUUCAAGGCUCGUUGUUGUCGCACCGGAAUCAGAGCGUCGAAGGCCGUAAGAGUGGUAGCCCUGACGCCAUCGUCACUGCCAUCGCCCUCCCGCCCCCCUCGGACGUUUGCUCCUCUUCAUACCCGCUCAUUUCCCUUUCCCUGUUCGUGGAAGUAAGAAGAGCGAGAUCCGUGGCCUUUGUGAAGUGCUCCUAGGUUAGGGUCACUCUUCCACUUGGAUUUAAUUUCAUUGUUGCCGAUUCGUAGCUGGAGAGUUUCGGGCCAUGCGGAAGGAGAGCAGUUGCUUGCGGAAAGCCGCAAUUGGAAGGCGAAUGUUUCUGUUCAACCUAAUGUUAAUGGAGAGUCAGGAAUAGCGAAGCAUGGACCUGAUAGGUGCUUGCGACUAAUUCAUAAUUGGCUGUAGGCGGGAUCGUGAGAGAAGAGGGUGCUGGUGGGGGUGAUCCUUAGGUGGAACUUGCGGCUGCUAAGCUGGUGUUCGGUGGCGGAUCUUCUGUUCCUUCUUUUACAGUCUAUCUGAGGAGGUGAUGGCGGCCCCUGGUGGGCAAGUCCAGGCGGCUGUCGCUGCCGCUCCAGGGCAAGCAGCUCAGAGGACAGAUAUGGCCCCGGUAUUGCAGCAGCUAAAUUUGGCAUCGUUGCGGACACGCACGCAAGACUUGCACAAUGCUAUAUCCCGCAUCUUGCACUCAUUUCACACCCUUCCCGCUUUGAAAUGGUCUGAGGUAUUGGGGCAAUUUGCUAUGGUAAACGUUGAGUUGCUGAAUUUGGUGGAGGAUAUUAAACCCAUUCUGAAAGCGUUUGUGGUUUAUCCAAAAAACGUUAAUGCAGAGAAUGCGACAAUUCUGCCCAUCAUGCUUUCCUCGAAGCUACUGCCGGAGAUGGAGUCUGAGGAAGCAGUUCUUAAAGAUAAAUUGUUAGCAGGCAUGUCCAACUUGCCUGUUCAAAUGCAGACUGAAAAGAUCCAGAGGCAAAUUGAGUUAGUCCGAUCAGUGUGCGAUGGUGCUGAGAAAGUGCUUGGAGAAGCUCGUAAGGUGUACGGGCUGAGCUCUCGGCAAGGCCCCGUGGCUCUUGCUACUGUUGACAAGAAUCAUGCAGCGCGAAUCGCAGAACAAGAAAAUCUUCUUCGUGCUGCCUCUAAUUCUGGAGACGGUCUUCGAAUUUCACCCGACCAACAGCAAGCACCGGCAAUGUUGCCACCACAUUUGUCAUCUGCUUUAGGAACGUCUGCAAUUGACACAGGUUCCAGUUUUCCAAGGGGUUCAUCAUCUGCCCUACCACCCAGUGGGCUUUUACGCCCAGCAGCACCCCAACAGCAGAUCAAUUCUUCUCAAGUUCUACCUCGUUCAAAUAUUGGAGUCUCUAUGCAAGCCCUUGGGGGAGCUGUUUCUCUUCCUGGUGGAACAGCCGCCACAACCAUUCCCUACGUCAAUUCCCCUAGGUCUUCAACAGCAAAUUUCAACGUUCCAUCCCCUCAGCAACUUCAAAACCAGCAACAGCAACAAGCUAUUAUAAGGCAACAGAGGAUCCAGCAGCUGCAAAAGCAGCAGCAACAGGCACUGCAGGCCCAACAGGGUCAGCAACUUCGCCGUCCAGGCACACCUCCAAUUCCUCAGACUCAGACAACUCUUCAACCACAAGGACAGCAUUCACUCCAGCUUCAGCAAGCCAAAUUACAGCAGCAGAAUCAGUUGCAGCAACAGCUUCAGCAGCAGCAGCAGCAGCAGCAACAGCACUACCAGGCUCAGCAGGACAAACAUUCCCUGCUGCAGUUGCAAGCACAACAACAGCAACAGCAACAACAGAGUCUUCAACAGCAGCAUGCGCUGCAACAUCAGCUUCAGACUACUCAAUUACAUGCUGCUCAGCAAAACACACUAGCACAGGGUAACCAGGGACGCUCUCAGUUGAACCAACUGGGCAUGAACAAUAUGUAUGGGAAUAAUCAGUCUUCUCUAUUACCCCCAGCUAUGUCUGGGCAAUCGCAAGCAUUUUUGCAGCAACGUUAUGCACUUCCAGGAAAUGCUUCACAAUUGUACAACAUGGGCAAUAGUAUGGGUAACACUCUAGGCGGCAAUUUGGGCAACCCGCUAGGUAGCGGCAUGGGCAACCCUCUAGGCAACAAUUUGGCUAACGCAAUGGGCAACACUUUGGGCAACAGCAUGGGUGGCUCUCUUGGAAAUUCUAUUGGAAACAUGGGUAUGGCAGGAACUGUAGCUCAGGGCACCUCAACUUUGGCCUUGCCAUUGCAACAGCAGCUGGCCGGGCAGGCAAAUUAUAGUGGUCUGCUCAAUGCAAACCAAAUGAAUGCCUUUGGGCAGCAAAGGCAACAACCUCCACAAUAAAAACAAAUUCUGGCUUGUCACUGAGUUGCAACUUGA